Molecule: messenger RNA, 1873 nt
Organism: Aphanomyces invadans
Lineage: Eukaryota; Oomycota; Saprolegniomycetes; Saprolegniales; Verrucalvaceae
Exons: 2
Coding region: 53-1501 (482 amino acids)
Cellular component (GO): cytoplasm
Molecular function (GO): oxidoreductase activity
Source: RefSeq, a predicted model, not a curated record
UUGGUGGCUGUGCUCGCCGUUGGGUUUUCGAUAUUUGUACCGUGUACUGGCGAUGCAACGAUUGUCAGCAUGUCGCCAUUCUGCGAAACGCGUCCGGUCUUGCGUGCGUCCGAUCGACGUGCGAGCCAUGAAUGGUAGCACACGACGGCGGCGCCACUCGGCGGUGACUCGGGGAGUCGACGCGCCCCGACCGCAGACGCACCAGUCGCAGCGCAUCGUCGUGUGCGGGGGAGGGAUCGUCGGCCUCACGUCGUGCUACUUUCUCGCGAAACAGGGCCACGAAGUGGUGUGCAUUGAAAAGGAAGCGCACGUCGGAGACAGCGAGAUGUUUCAUGACCCGACGUUGUACAGCUCGUGGGCUGAUGUGUCCCUCCUCUAUCGCAAGCACAUGACGACCAAGAAACCCGCGGACAAGCCGUUUGAAGUCGCCGCCGCCGCGUGGCUCGAUCCGGCGUUCUGGGCAUGGGGACUCAAGUACAUGACGAGCGCGACGGCGCGAAAGGCCAAGGACAACGCGCGCAAGUGCCGCGAACUGUGCAACUACAGCGAACGGAUGCUGGUCGAGUUGAUGCGGAAGCAUCCCGCCCUCGACGAACAAAUGGAGAAAGUUGCCACAGGCACGUUGGAGCUGUUCGCGUCGGGGGCCGACAAGGAUGACGCGUGGCAGGCCGAUCGCAUCAAGCAGUGCCUGCACGAGUUUCAGUAUCCGCUCCAUCCCGUCGACACGGAGGAAGCAGCCGCGAUUGACCCGGCCAUCUUGCCCGACGCGAUGGCCGGCGGCGCCAUCUUCUCGCCGCUGGGCACGAACGGCGACGUCCACCGCACGUGUGAAGCCAUGGUCGGUCUGUGCAAGCAAGCGGGGGUCAUGUUUCGCCUCAACACCGAGAUUGAAGACUUGUUGGUGGUCGACAACCGAGUCGUCGCGAUUCAAACCAAGAUGCACGAGUUGAUCGAAGGCGACUGCUUCGUCUUGGCCCUCGGCAACGACACACCCAAGAUGGCCGGGCUCGCCGGCGUCAAGCUGUACAUGUAUCCUGUCAAGGGGCAUGUGAUCACCAUCGAUCGAAACCAGCUCUUCCCGCCGCUCCGAUGCAACGUCUUUUCCGCGAGCCACACCGGCACGGUCGUGUCGCCGUGCGUCGACGGGCGGAUCCGCAUCUGUGGCGGUGCCGAGUUUGCUGGCAAGGCCCACGGCGUGAAAUCCGUCGAGACGAAGCGCGUCGCAAGACUCGUGAGCCAAGCCAAGAUGCUCUUUCCCGACGGCUACCUGGACGAGUCCAACGUCCAUGCCGACGUGUGCCUGCGGCCCGUGAGCGCCGACGACGUCCCGCUCAUCGGGCAGACGACCGUCGACAACCUGUUUGUCAACUGCGGCCAUGGAGCCAAGGGGUGGGCGCAAUCGUUUGGCGCGGCCGCGCUGUUAGCCGACGAUAUCAGUGGCAAAAUCCCGGCCAUGAACAUCGACCAGUACUCGCCGCACCGGUUUGGACUGCUCCGAUGACGCCGCCGUCCACGAAACGCAAAGUUGUUGCGUUGGCCGCCGACACGUCUCCAGAACCACGUUCGCGCCACCUCGGCGGACUACCCGCCCCGCGAUGGCGGGUCUCCCGCAUGCCCCGACGACCCGCUCGCUCGUGCACCAGGUCGACUCAUCUCCUCUUGACGCAUCACAGCGAGCUCCGACAGCGCCAAGUUAAGUUAGUACAGCACACACCACACGCACACCGAUCUCUCUCUCUCUCCUAAAACAACCCAAACCGGCACGGCGAGUACGCUUCAAUGUUGAUGUCGGGGGUCCGGCCGCUGAUCUGGUCGGCCAAGAUGGCCGCCGACCCAAACGAUAAGCUCCAUCCCUUGGACCCAUGGCCCGAGU